Messenger RNA from Talaromyces proteolyticus, 1425 nucleotides. RefSeq lists its product as uncharacterized. NCBI's taxonomy places the organism in Eukaryota, Fungi, Ascomycota, Eurotiomycetes, Eurotiales, Trichocomaceae. The record is from RefSeq and is a predicted model, not a curated record. The coding region runs from base 362 to 1222 and encodes 286 amino acids. The transcript is spliced from 2 exons.
CAUCAGUAGUCUAGUGGCCCUAGUGAAACGUCAAAUCCUCUACGAACCAAUCACAACCGGCGUGCUGUAAUCGCGUGUCUAAUCGAUUGCUUCAAGUUCCAGCCCCCAUCGGGCUUGCAUGGGCGUGACAAUCCGUCGACGGUGUUCACCAAAUCACAAAUAAAAUAUGACACGAAUUGGGGCCUAGGCGUUAGCAAUGCUUGGAAGGUUUGGGAGGCAAAUUUCUUUUAAGCUUAACCCCUUCUUAUCCUCUUAUCAAAGAAAAUGGCUUUAUGGUAAUUUGAUCUUAUAGCUCUAUGUACCAUAAUUCUGGUUCAAUCGUACUAUUUUUUUGUUACUACCCAGAACAUGCACAUUGAAGAUGCCAGUGAAUCCUGGGCAGUUUAUAUACCCUCCUCCAGAUGGCGUUGCCACACUGGGGUUCAAUUACCUUGACACGGUACUCGUAUCCUGGGAGACGUUGGCACAAAAUGCGACACCAACAUACUUGAGCAUUUUCUACUAUCUUCAGGGGGAUCCGUGGAAACUUGGUUACAAUGUAUCUGUCCCCGUCAAUGGCACCAAGGCUAUCGAGCUCAACCUCCUGAACGAGGCGUACUACGCACAAUUCAAUAUGUUUUACCAACUCGAAGGCGAUGGUGGACUUGGAAAAUACCUUAGCUCAUUCUUCAAUGUGGGCUAUGAUUCGAGUCGCAACCCAGUGACAUGGGGUUCUGUUAUGACUGCGACAUCUAGCGUACCUGUCUCAACAUCUUCGUCUACGUCUUCGUCUACUUCAACAACCACAUCAAUAUCAAAAGCUACCACAUCUAUAACGACAACAGCGGCGACAACCGGGACGACGUUGGCAACAGCCAGGACGACGGUAGCAACAACAUCAGCGGGAGCAACAGAAGGAGGAGCAAAUUUAUCGGCGCAAACCUCGUCACCAACUCCAUCCGCCACACAUUCAUCUUCUGGGGAACUUAGUGGAGGGGCCAUUGCUGGUAUAGUAAUUGGCGCGGUAAUUGCAGUAACAGCAAUUCUCGCUAUAGGAAUCUUCUUCUGGCGGAAGUUAAAAGCUGCGCAAGAUUCACAGAUUGCAUCAGCGAAUGGGCUAAUAGAGGAAAAAAAGGAAAUUGAAUAUAGGCAGCCACCCAUGCCUACAAAUUUCCAAGAGCUAUCAUCAAAUAGACAGACGGUGGAGCUAUCAUCAUCGCGAAUGCUGUCAGAACUGCCAUAAAAGCCCGGACGGCAUUGAUAUGUUUGCGUUUAAAAAAUGGUACUCCUAUAAUACAUGUAUAUCGGUUGCUAAUUAGCGUGUUAUUACUCAUUAAUAUCCCUACAAUGGAAUGCCUCACUUUCUAAUGUGUAAGUCCUGCCAAUUCAAAGCAUUCGAAACCCUCAUCCAAGAAAGGUAGCCUAGCGAAAAUCAGAAAAUUCACA